UAUCCCGCCACACCUUCUUUCCUUUUUCCUUUGCUUCCUUUACUUUUGUUCCUUUUGGUCCCAUUUUUCUUGAAUUUGAGAUCUCUAUUUAAUACCAUAUAACCAUCAAAAAUUUGUCCUCAAGCAUCAUCGAUCAUUAAGGUCUCACAAUGAAGUUCUUUCAAUCUUCAUCUUCUGAAACCCAAUUAUCGGAUGUCAACUGUAUCGCCCAAUACUGUCUUCCAAGAGUUUUACGCUGCUUGCCUUGCUUCAAUGGUCAUGCCACACACCAACGUAUAAAGGAAUCCACGGAGAUUUGUUAUACUCCGGGUAAUCCUGGGGUUGUGGCAAAGCUAAUGGGAUUAGAUUCUAUUCCUCAAAGGGUCAUCCGUUCGGUUGAUCAUCAAAAAAAGGGCCUUACUUUGAACACUAGAAGCCAACCCAUGAGUAAAACUCCAAUGGUUCUAGAGCUCAAGAAAGGAAAACUCUUGGUUCUUGGUUAUGAGACAGGAUCUAAAGGUAAAGAAGAUUCGAGAUCGAGUUCAAAGAGGAAGUUAUUAGAUGAUGAUGGAUCAAAGAAAAAGAAACUUCUUGUCGAGACAUCAAAUGCAAAGCUUGCUCAUGAGUUGGAGUUUUAUGAUCAAUUGCUUCUUGAAUUAGUAUACAUUUUCUAAAACUUUUUUUUAUACAAAAUUGUAAUUUACUCAGUUACAAUAUCUGGUCUUCCAUUUCAUUGGCUUGGCGUUUUUAAUACAUAUGGGCUGUUUGAAUC
Messenger RNA from Erigeron canadensis, 751 nucleotides. RefSeq lists its product as uncharacterized. The transcript has 2 exons. The coding region runs from base 150 to 653 and encodes 167 amino acids. The record is from RefSeq and is a predicted model, not a curated record. Lineage: Eukaryota; Viridiplantae; Streptophyta; Magnoliopsida; Asterales; Asteraceae.